This is a messenger RNA of Leucoraja erinaceus (little skate), 5965 nucleotides long. Its product is annotated as zinc finger protein 239-like. NCBI's taxonomy places the organism in Eukaryota, Metazoa, Chordata, Chondrichthyes, Rajiformes, Rajidae. The transcript is spliced from 2 exons. Gene Ontology annotation, cellular component: nucleus. The coding region runs from base 428 to 1144 and encodes 238 amino acids. The record is from RefSeq and is a predicted model, not a curated record.
UAUAGGAGCCAUUUUAGUAACCAUCCUCCGCCAUCUUGCCUCCGCCAUCUUGCUUCCGCCCAAAGAUCGGAUCUUUACUGAAGAAGUCUGAAGAAGUGUUUCGGCCGAAACGUCACCUAUUUCCUUCGCUCCAUAGAUGCUGCUGCACCCGCUGAGUUUCUCCAGCAUUUUGUAUACCUUCAAUCUUCCAGCAUCUGCAGUUCCGUCUUUACUCGGAUCUUUACUUCCGCCUCCGCCCUGGAAUGACGUCACGUCUACUAGUCCUGCAUUCUGCUCUGCUGUAAAUUGCUCCAAUCGCCAAUGUAGGCGACCAGACUUGUCUUUCUCCAGCUUCCCCGUUAAAGAGGAAAGGGUUUAGGAGCCGUUACUGUGGACGGAAAGACAGGUCUGCUCGGUGUGCGGUUGAGCUUCGAGGGGCCGAGCUUCGAUGGAGGACCGCAUGACGGGGCACCACAAGGAGAAGCGUUACGAGUGUGACGUGUGUGGCAAGGCCUGGCAGAGCCCGAGCCUGCUGGAGACCCACCAGCGGGUACACUCCGGCGAGAGGCCCUUCACCUGUUCCGACUGCGGCAAGAGCUUCAAGACGGUGUAUAACCUGAAGGUGCACCGACUGGUUCACACGGGCGGGAAGCCCUAUGGCUGCUCCGCCUGUGGCAAGAGCUUUACCCGGUUGAAUGGGCUGCAGGUGCAUCGGCGGGUGCACAACAGUGAGCGGCCCUUCACCUGCUCUGACUGCGGAAAAGGCUUCAAGUCGUCUCUGGACCUGAAGGCGCACAGGCGCCUGCACACCGGGGAGCGACCCUAUACCUGCAGCGAAUGCGGCAAGGGCUUCACCCGCUCCGACAGCCUGCUGUACCACCAGCGCGCCCACACCGGCGAGCGCCCCUACACCUGCACCCAGUGCGGUAAGGGUUUCAUCCAGUCCACCUGCCUGCUGUCCCACCAGCGCACCCACACCGGGGAGCGGCCCUACACCUGCAGCGACUGCGGCAAGAGCUUCACCCGCUCCGACAGCUUGCUGUACCACCAGCGCCUCCACACUGGCGAGCGCCCCUACACCUGCACCCAGUGCGGCAAGGGCUUCACUAAGUCCAGUCACCUGCUGUCCCACCAGCGCAACCACACCGGCGAGUGCCCCUGUUAAACUGAAUUCUGUCAAUCGAAAGUCAAUGACUCAAAUACUUGUUGCUGUUAAAAUCAAUUCUUUAUUCAGCUGAGACUAGUCUCUGAACCUUCCAACACAGAGCUGAUGCUCUGGCACGGGUCCAGAGAGGAGUAACUUUGAUACAAACUCAUGGCAUUUAUAUAGGUAUUAGACAUUUCAGAUACAGAGGGUAUGACAAGCUAGUAACCAAUCAUCUGAGUCCUUCUGGUGAUUUACAACAUCAGUCACAUGAUCCCCCUUCCCUGGCCUCAUUACAGCCUUUGUUUGCCUGUCUAAUAACUUUAUAACUUUGCUUAUUAUAUUUCAACACAGCAAAACCCCAGUAGGCUCUUAUCAAAGACCAUUCCUCAAAAUACAAGAUACGUAUAUAACACAAUGAUCGCACAAGUCAUACACACUCUAUACCAAGAGAAAAUAUAUUUCUAUAAAUCUAAACAAUUUCUAUGUCUAAAGUGUACCUUUCUACUAAGACAAUACAUUUCAUAAUUGGUGUUACUAUAAUUUCACAGUUUUAAAUACUUUUACCUAUGUCUUUAAAACAUUAAUUAUAUAAGUUUGCUGAAUUACAGUUUCUAAGUUCAAAACCAUUCGCAUCCCAACCAAGCAUACAUGGGUCGUAAAUCUGUCAAUUUAGUUAAUUAGUGUUUGAUUCCAGGAUACAGCUUCAUUCACUUAACUUACAUACUUCAUACAGCUUAACUUACAGCCUCCCCUUUUCCUGCUAUCUUUGGAAGCUGUAUUUCCAAUCUUUCUACAAGGUCUUUUACAACUACUCCCCUCACAUCCAUCUUAAUUCAACAUAGCCAAGGCUAACUACAGGGCCUAUUAUCUCACACUCAGCCCAAACCUCACAGCUCAAGAAUGUCCACAAAGGAAAGAACAACUGACCUCUGGCCUAAGAAGAGGCCCCUUUUCAGUUAUCUAUUCAGCACAAAGUCAUAUCAAAUACAAUUUCCUCCAGUGCCUCAGCAAUAAACCUAAGCUAAGCAGAUUCAGGUUCAGGCCUCCAUGUUUUGAUUCAUCUUUGCCUGUGUGUAUAUGUCUGUUUGCACUUUAUUUCAGUUCAGGAAAACUAUAAGCUUUUCUUUUGCAAAUUACCUAGCUUAUAUAAAAGUCACUAUCCAAGCGGUUCUAUUUAUAUAAUAUUUCCUCCCACUCUGGUCAUUUAUGGCCACUAAUAGGAUAAUAACACGACAAGGAUUCAUCAGCAGUGGCUUAUUAGUCUACCAAGUUUAUACCUAACGUUAAGAUGCUUUAUAGCCCCCAAAACCUGGACCAUGUAGGUCAGCAGGCUGGCUUGUUGACACUAAUGCUGUUCUCUACCUCUCUGCUGUGCUUCACACCCUAGCCCUUAGGGUGCUCAGCUAUUCUGGGUUCCAUACCACUGGUCUAUCUCCAUUUUAUUCAUUCUAAUACAUUAAUCUUCUAAUAAUUCUUUGUCAACCUGCGCAUUUGAAAAAGUUACUUUUAUAACAACUAAACCAGGUUCGCUUCUUAAUAAACAGACACCACACAAACUGUUUGGUAGACCAGUUCAAAACUUUACUUAACAUCGGCCGAUGGAAGGGAGGGAGAACUCCAGUCAAGUGACCAACACAGACACUUGACUGUCCUCAGCCACCUUCUCUGAACAACAGAAUUACAUUGCCUUAAAUAGGGUUUUUUGUCCCCUUAACACCUUCCACAGACAUUAAUCAUGUCAGAGGUACAGGAAAAGGUUUCCACAGAUUGCAUCACAUCAAAGCUUUUGUUUACAUGGUACAAGAUAUACUAAAAACAUUGUAUAUCUUCUUUGUCACUUGGUCCCUCAUAAACAUAGGCCAUCUGGUUUAUUGCCUCUUGCUUCAAAGAUGUGACCACCUAUGUCUCUCUUCCUCUAUCACCCCCUCCCCCAUAAACAUUGGUCAUUUGGUUUAUGGCAUCUCACUGUGAAGAUUUAACCAGCUAUCUCUAUAGCUUCUCCUCUGCCUGUCACUUGGGAGACAAUGUUAUAGGAUUUAUUAUCUCACACACCCACAACCUAAGGCAAGCCUAAUUUGAGACUAAAUAUAAACUGUAAGCUAGCCCAGAAGUCAAUUUAAUAUCUUCUUAUAUUUUUAACUAAAAUUCGUCUUCAUCACAUUUACCAUCCAUUCAACUACCUCAUCGUAUAACAUUGGAAUGUCUUCUUCUAGAUGGUGCACUAAUAUCUUCUCACCAGUUUCCACAUUACCCAAGGCUGUCAUUAGUCUAGAAAUAAUACAUUUAACAAAAGCAAUUCCCACGAACAAACACAAAACCACUAUUGCUGCAUAUAUAGAAACAUAGAAAAUAGGUGCAGGAGUGGACCAUUCAGCCCUUCGAGCCUGCACCGCCAUUCAAAAUGAUCAUGGCUGAUCAUCCAACUCAGUCUCCUGUACCUGCCUUCUCUCCAUACCCCCUGAUUCCUUUAGCCACAAGGGCCACGUCUAACUCCAUCUUAAAUAUAGUCAAUGAACUGGCCUCAACUACCUUCUGUGGCAGAGAAUUCCAGAGAUUCACCACUCUCUGUGUGAAAAAUGUUUUUCUCAUCUCGGUCCUAAAAGAUUUCCCCCUUAUCCUUAAAAUGUGAUCCCUUGUUCUGGACUUCCCCAACAUCGGGAACAAUCUUCCUGCAUCUAGCCUGUCUAACCCCUUCAUAUCAAAGUCCUGACAUCCCAGGAAUCAGUCUGGUGAUCCUACUCUGUACUCCCUCUAUGGCAAGAAUGUCUUUCCGCAGAUUAGGAGACCAAAACUGCACGCAAUACUCCAGGUGUGGUCUCACCAAGACCUUGUACAACUGCAAUAGAACCUCCCUGCUCCUAUACUCAAAUCCUUUUGCUAUGAAUGCUAACAUACCAUUCACUUUCUUCACUGCCUGCUGCACCUGCAUGCCUACUUCCUUAAGUACUCUGCGAUGCAGCUUAACUGGCCCUGGGGAUUUUUUUGGCCUUUGAUCCAUUCAAUUUACCCAACACCACUUCCCGGCUAACCUGGAUUUUACUCAGUUCCUCCAUCUCAUUUGACCCCCGGUCUCAUGCUAUUUCCGGAAGAUUAUUUAUGUCUUCCUUAGUGAAGACAGAACCAAAGUAGUACUAAUGAUCCAAUUAUAAAAUCCCCCAAAUCCCCAGUCUCCCCAUUCAAUACCCUCCUGUAUCCCAUCGAGCAGGAUAAUAAUGCCAUUUUGAUGUUUGUGAUGUUACUGUUUUGCCCUGAAUUCCCAUCAAACAUCUGUCUUUCACAAUAGCACAUGUGUCUCCCUCAUGUGCCAACAGAUAGUAUAAGGCAUAUCUAUCCUGUAAAGAGAACAGACGUAUUUCUGAUAGUAGCAAGGUAACACACAAUUUGUCCUUUACCAAAUAGUUAUUUAUGGGCUUAUAUAAACAUGUUAGAGUCUGUUUCUUCCAAUGCCCAUGUUUCCCAUGUUUUUCUCAUGUUCUUUCUCCUGUAAACAAUGGUAGACCUCUAAUGCUUCUCGAUAGCAUAGUCCAUCAUACAAAUGUUCCUUUGCCGAGUUGUCUUCCAAAGAAUACCGUCUGCAGAAAAAGUCAAAUUUGCACUCCAGAGACCAACAGGGUAAUUCCCAUAGGUGUUGGUGAUCUAAGUCUACCUGCCAAUCGGGCUGACGCUGUAUCCCAUUGCAAUAGUCAAUCUCGGUGACAUCCCAGGAUACAAAGGCAUCUGGGCCAUUGCACGGUACCACAUCUCUUUUGCAGAGGUGAAAGACUCUGCUUGUUUGUCCCGGGACACAUCGUCAAAUUUAGCCUCCAUUUCCCUCCAUCUGUAGUAGCAUCAGGAUGCAUAGCAGGAUGAAUCGCCUCAUUUUAAUUUAUCUGAAAUAUGCAAAGGCUCACAAAAAGCUAAUUUCUUACUUAAUUAACUUAAACAACUAUUCACUCAAUUUAAACGUCCUUCAGUCAGUCAGUCCAGUACUCCCCUCACAUCCAUCCCAAUUCAACAUAGCCAAGGCUAACUACAGGGCCUAUUAUCUCACACUCAGCACAAACCUCACAGCUCAAGAAUGUCCACAAUGGAAAGAAUACACGACCUCUGGCCUAAGAAGAGACCCCUUUUCAGUUAUCUAUUCUUCAACAGAAAGUCAUAUCAAAUACAAUUUCCUCCAGUGCCUCAGCAAUAAACCUAAGCUAAGCAGGUUCAGGUUCAGGCCUCCAUGUUUUGACUCAUCUUUGCCUGUGUGUAUAUGUCUGUUUGCACUUCAUUUCAGUUCAGGAAAACUAUAAGCUUUUCUUCUGCAAAUUACCUAGCUUAUAUAAAAGUCACUGUCCAAGCGGUUUUUAUUAUAUAAUAUUUCCUCACCCCUACACCUGCGCCCAAUGCGACAAGGGCUUCACCCGCUCCACCCAUCUGCUGAACCACCAGCGCACCCACACCCGCGAGCGCCCCUACACCUGCGCCCAGUGCGGCAAGGGCUUCACCCGCUCCACCCAUCUGCUGAACCACCAGCGCAUCCACACCCGCGAGCAUCCCUACACCUGUGCCCAAUGCUGCAAGGGCUUCACCAGCUCCUACGAGCUGCUGUCCCACCAGCGGGUGCACGCCGGCGACCGUCCUGUCCCCAGCCCGGUGUGUGGCCUCUCGUGCCCUGUCUCACCAGCGCGUGCGCACCAGUGGCCAGCCCUACGACUGCCCGUACUGUGGUGUGGAGUUUGACAGCUCGCGGGCGUUGCGGCAGCACCGGCGAACCGGCUGCUGCCACUGUGACGUGAGCAAGGGGGCUGCGGGAGCACCUGCGGAUACACACCAGAGAGAGACCCUUUGUGUGCACUGAGUGCGGCAAGGGUA